Messenger RNA from Dalotia coriaria, 1176 nucleotides. It is a transcript of the gene BckdhA, whose product is annotated as Branched chain keto acid dehydrogenase E1 subunit alpha. Lineage: Eukaryota; Metazoa; Arthropoda; Insecta; Coleoptera; Staphylinidae. The transcript has 2 exons. Gene Ontology annotation, molecular function: oxidoreductase activity, acting on the aldehyde or oxo group of donors, disulfide as acceptor. Gene Ontology annotation, biological process: branched-chain amino acid catabolic process. The annotation marks the transcript as partial. The record is from RefSeq and is a predicted model, not a curated record.
UACCGUAAUAACACAAGUUAACUUUUAAUAAAGUUUGUUAUACGUUUGAUAAGGCAAUAGGCCUAAAAUGAACGCAAAUUAACAAUUUAUGAGUACUGGAGGUCACACAACCAGUUUGUGUUGCGCACGACUGUCAACUGAGUCGCCUGUAUUAGCCCAGUUAUCUUCAAAUCACAAACGUAGUGUUAAGUAAUGUCGCUCAGUAAGAACAUUGGGAAGUUGAGCCAGGUUUUCCUGCAGGUAAGAAACGCACGACACUUCAGCAGCCAGCCGAAUUUCCCCGGUGCACGCACAUCAUGGACCGAAAAACUCGAAUUCCUCAGACCAGAUCAACCCACACCGAUACCAGUCUACCGAGUAAUGGACCGCCUGGGUAAUGUAAUCAUACCCAGUGAAGAUCCCAACUUAAAACCAGAAAUCCUCAUUAAAAUGUACAAAGACAUGACAUUACUAAACGUAAUGGAUAAAAUCCUGUAUGAAUCCCAGCGUCAGGGCCGCAUCUCUUUCUACAUGACGAAUUAUGGUGAAGAAGGCAGUCAUAUUGGUAGUGCUGCUGCUUUGGAAGACAACGACCUCGUCUACGGGCAGUAUCGUGAAGCAGGCGUCCUGGUAUGGCGCGGAUUUAGUCUCAAACAGUUCAUGAGUCAAUGUUAUGGUAAUAUUGAUGAUGUAGGAAAAGGACGUCAAAUGCCCGUGCACUAUGGAAGCAAAGAUUUAAACUUUGUAACAAUUUCAAGCCCACUGAGCACACAAAUGCCACAGGCUGUUGGGGCUGCAUACGCACUUAAAGGAAAAAAUCGUGCUGUUAUUUGUUAUUUUGGUGAAGGCGCUGCCUCAGAAGGAGAUGCGCACGCAGCUUUUAACUUCGCAGCGACAAUGGAAUGUCCUGUGUUGAUGUUCUGCCGAAAUAACGGCUUUGCUAUUAGUACACCAACGAAAGAUCAGUACCGUGGUGAUGGUAUUGCAGCCAGAGGAGCCGGGUAUGGUAUGACAACUGUCCGGGUUGAUGGAAACGAUGUUUUUGCUGUUUAUAAUGUCACGAAACGCGCGAGGGAAUUUGCUGUGAAAGAAAACAAGCCUGUUUUGAUUGAGGCGCUCACAUAUCGUGUUGGACAUCAUUCUACUUCAGAUGACAGUACAGCAUACCGCCCCAAAGAGGAGGCUGAGCACUGGACC